UGGUAUGCCAAGGCCUGGUUUCCUCCUUACGGCAAGUCCUUGAGAUUGCCCAGGAAAGCUAAGAGGAUCCGGAUAGAGCACCACAAAGCCGGGAGACGAUCAACGUCAUUGCGUGGUGGAUUGACUCUGAACGGUGUCUUAGACAAGCUUGGCCUGGAUGAGCGCAGUUUCGUACGGUCUCCUCGAUCGAGGGUCGAAGUGCAAGAGGCGAAGAAUUGAGAUGGUUCCUGAGUUGCCAGACCGCCGCAUUCGUUGAGCGAGAUCAUGUCAGGGCGAAGGAGGCCUUUCGCUUCGGAGGCAUUCUUUGAACCUCAUGUCAGUGCCGCCGUUACUUCGUCACUAGAAUGACAUCCAGCCAACUUCUCCAAGCACUCGAGUGCAGAGUCCAAGGCAAGACGACAACAGCAUUGAUCGUAAGAAGUCCAGCUUCGAUAUAUGGCGGCGCUGAGCGAACUCGUCACCAGAGCAUCGUUCCAUGGUCAUUCGAGACGGCGUCCAAUUGAGCCAUGCAGUCAAUCUUACCCAUCAAUCUCGUCAGCGCACGCAUGAGAGCCUCUCAUGAACAAUGCUCUUCACUUAGAGCGAUGUCGUUGUCGUGUGAGAAUGAAAGAACAAGAAGAAGACAUUGGACAGGAAGAAAGAUAUCCGUCGAAAGUCAUCCAAUCCUCAGUCCCACAUAUCCGCAGCCCAGCCCUGAAAAUACCCCUCCAACCACCUCACUCCAUCUUUUCGACCACAUCCAAAAGAACCAUCAAAGUCAUCUCCAAAUCUGCCGAGUCUAGAUUUUCGCCAGCAUGCUCGCCCUAGCCAUCACCGCCGAUCUCGAAGGCGUCACCGACCUCGUCCCCGACGACACGGAAGAAAACCCCUUCUACUACACCUUCAAAGUCCAAUGCACCAGCUGUCGAGAAGUCCACCCGAAUUGGGUGUCCGUGUCGAGAUUCGAAAUGAACGAACAAUCCGGCUCCCGCGGCGAAGCGAAUUUCGUGUGGCGGUGUAAGAACUGCAAGAGAGAACACACCGCCUCCAUCCUCUCCCCACCCACCUCCUACGCCCAUCAAUCCCCCGCCAAACCGACGAAUAUCCUCACCAUCGACUGUCGAGGCCUGGAAUUUGUAGAGUUUAAACCAGAUGGCGAAUGGAAAGCCACCGGCAUCUCAAAACUCACGAAAUUCACAUCCAUCGAUCUGACCGAGGGGGAUUGGUAUGAUUAUGAUGAGAAAGCGGGGGAGGAGGUCAGUGUCAAGGAUGUCAAGUUUGAGAUUCGGAGGGCGUGAGAGGUUGCUUUCUUUUCAGUCUCCUCUGAUUCUUCCGAUUCCUGUGCUUGUCUACUUGGUUCCGCUGCGAUUGGACGGGUG
This is a messenger RNA of Zymoseptoria tritici IPO323, 1358 nucleotides long. RefSeq lists its product as uncharacterized. NCBI's taxonomy places the organism in Eukaryota, Fungi, Ascomycota, Dothideomycetes, Mycosphaerellales, Mycosphaerellaceae. Gene Ontology annotation, molecular function: zinc ion binding. The record is from RefSeq and is a predicted model, not a curated record. Bases 795 to 1277 code for a protein of 160 amino acids. The transcript has 5 exons.